Brienomyrus brachyistius is the source of this 735-nucleotide messenger RNA. It is a transcript of the gene tmsb1, whose product is annotated as thymosin beta 1. Gene Ontology annotation, cellular component: cytoplasm. The record is from RefSeq and is a predicted model, not a curated record. The coding region runs from base 148 to 288 and encodes 46 amino acids. The transcript has 3 exons. NCBI's taxonomy places the organism in Eukaryota, Metazoa, Chordata, Actinopteri, Osteoglossiformes, Mormyridae. Gene Ontology annotation, molecular function: actin monomer binding. Gene Ontology annotation, biological process: regulation of cell migration; actin filament organization.
CAAUCAGUAUGAGGGGGAGGAUAACUGUUGAAAGACACUUAAAGGCGUGCUGUAUUAUUUAAACACCUUUCUCCACACGACAUCACAGUACUACUCUGAGGAAUUUGCUGCAAAUUUGUGAUCUGGUAAUCCCAGGGACGUGCCAAAAUGAGUGACAACAACCCAGUCAACGAGGAAGUUCAGAACUUCGAUAAGAAGUGUCUAAAGAAGACCACCACAGCUGAAAAGAAUACCCUUCCCACCAAGGAGGAUAUCGAGCAGGAGAAGCGAGCGGAGGCCUCCAAAUGAGACAACGGAACUCCCGAGUCCAGUCGCCCCGCCUCUACCCGUCUCCUCCCAAGCCAUUACCCCUGUGAAUUGCUACUGCUUCUCCUCCAGUCAUCUGUGCAUCCAAAUAAAAUGUGGGUCAUUUAGAUGCUGCAGGGACAGGAGUAGUAUGGGGUGGGGGGAGGGAGGGGAGGGUAUGUGCAGGUGCGGUGACAGGUGUGGGGAAGUGGUCCCAUUUUAAUGUCGAUUUCAGUCACGUACACAGUGAUUCUUUCUUAAUUCAUUCCGGAAAAGAGGAGGAAGCUAAUGGCAGGUAGGGAGGCUGACGGUGCACAAAGCAGUUGUGCCAAUCAGAGCGACACCAACUGUGUCAGGCCAUGUGCCAUUCUGGAUGCGUUUCCUGAAACAUUUGUCAGAUUUUCUGUGUUUUCUUUUUUUUAUUUGAAAUAAAGAUGUUUUAAAAAGGAA